This is a messenger RNA of Zymoseptoria tritici IPO323, 1932 nucleotides long. RefSeq names its product putative major facilitator superfamily transporter. Lineage: Eukaryota; Fungi; Ascomycota; Dothideomycetes; Mycosphaerellales; Mycosphaerellaceae. Bases 1 to 1932 code for a protein of 643 amino acids. The record is from RefSeq and is a predicted model, not a curated record. Gene Ontology annotation, cellular component: membrane. Gene Ontology annotation, biological process: transmembrane transport. Gene Ontology annotation, molecular function: transmembrane transporter activity. The transcript is spliced from 5 exons.
AUGCAGGCGAAGUCAGACCGUGCUCUGGAGACUGUCGACGUUAAGUACCACGAGAAGCAUGAGUCUGUGCAAUCGACCAUCACCAUGCUGCAUUCCUCGGACUCGACUAAGAAGCACAGUUCCUACAUUUCGACCGUUUCCAUGGAUGGCGCCUCGGUCGAGAGGACCGGUGAGCAUAUUCUCGAAUACAGUGACGCCGAUUGGAAGCCGAGCAAGCAAAUCAAACUCAUCUUGGUCGGACAGAUCUGCGUGGUGUUCGCUAUCAGUCUUGAUAUGACCAUCCUAACCACGACUCUGCCGGCCGUGGCUGUAGCCCUGAACACAAAUGCCACUGGAGCUUUCUGGAUUGCAAGCUCCUACCUUCUGGCCAACGCCGUCGUACAACCUAUUAUGGCCGGUCUAGCCGACAUCUUCGGUCGUCGCUCCAUAACAUUCUCCGCGUUGUGCAUCUUCACACUUGGAUCGAUCAUCUGCUGUGUCGCGAACGACCUCGUGACAAUGCUCGUGGGCCGGACGAUCCAACGCAUCGGCGGAGGCGGCGUCCUCAGUGUCAAUUUGAUCAUCCUCUCCGACCUCAUACCACUACGCGUGCGACCCAAGUACCUCAGCAUCAUGCAAUUGACCGUUAGCAUCGGUUUCAAUAUCGCCCCCAUCAUCGGCGGAGCAUUCGUCAAAGUCACAACCUGGCGAUGGCUGUUCUACAUCAACCUACCAUUUUGCGCUGUUGGUCCGGCUAUCAUCCCCUUCGUCCUCCGCUACAAGCGACCCGAAUCCACAUUCGAGGAGAAGCUCAGCAAGAUCGACUGGAUCGGCUCGUUCGCCUUCAUCUUCGGCAUGACCACCUUCCUGGUCGGUCUCUCCUGGGGCGGAUCACAAUAUCCCUGGAGCAGCGCCGCCACAUUGGUUCCACUCAUCCUCGGCCUCGCCACGGUCUUCUGCACCGGCCUCUACGAGCGAUUCCUCGCUAAGCAGACUUUUCUCCGCCUCGCGCUGUUCAACACCUGGUCCGCCAUCUCCAUCUACUUCCUGACCAUCCUACAGGCUCUCGUCCUCUUCACCGAAGUCUACUUCCUCUGCCUCUACCUCAUGGGCGUGAAGGGCUUCUCUCCUUUCCGAACCGGCGUGUCCUUCCUCGCCUUCGCCUUCAUCAUGAUACCCACCAACGGCAUCGUCGGAGCAGUCAUCGCAAGAGUGGGCAGUUAUCGCUGGGCCAUAUGGUCAGGUUGGGCUAUUAGCACAAUGUCUCUCGGAUCCUUUACUCUCCUCGACGUCAACACACCCGUUCACGCCUGGGUACCUCUCUUCCUUACCGCCGGCCUCGGUCAGGGCAUCCUAUUCCUCGCGCACUCCAUCGCCUCUCAAGCCGCGUGCGAGCAGAAAGACGCCGCGCACGCGAAUUGCAUGUACUCCUUCAUGCGCUCCCUCGGCCUCUGCUUCGGCGUGUCUCUCGGCGGCGCCAUUUUCCAGAACUUGCUCCGCAUGCGACUGAUGGAGAAGCGCCUUCCCACGGAAAUCGCAAAGAAUGCGGAAGCUUUCGCGCACCUGCUGAGCAACAUGAAACCCAGCGCGGAGAAGACGGAGAUCGUCGCGGCAUACGCAUGGACAUUCCGCAUGUUGUUUGCGGUCAUGUGCGGUAUCAGUGCGCUGGGACUGGUGAUUUCGGUGCUUCUCAUCACGGCGAAGUCGCUGGAUCAGGAGAUUGAUUCGGAGCACAGGUUGCGAAGACGAUCCACUAUCGAGCAGGCGGCGGAUGUCGUCAGAGCAAUGUCUAUGGCUCGGGAGAAAGAGACGGCGAGGAGAGAGAAGGAGAUGGCGAAGAAGGAGAAGGACAAGUGGCAUCUUGCUAACAUGUACGGCGGCAUGUGCGGUGGCAUGUGCGGUGGCCUGCACCGUGGCAUGCACGGUGACCUGCACUGCGGCGUGCACGGCUAG